Xenopus laevis (African clawed frog) is the source of this 1936-nucleotide messenger RNA. It is a transcript of the gene tsc22d4.S, whose product is annotated as TSC22 domain family protein 4. The record is from RefSeq and is a predicted model, not a curated record. NCBI's taxonomy places the organism in Eukaryota, Metazoa, Chordata, Amphibia, Anura, Pipidae. The coding region runs from base 284 to 1084 and encodes 266 amino acids. The transcript has 5 exons.
AGGAGGGCAGAGAGGCAGAAGGAGGCAGAGGAGAGACAGAGACAAGAGGUUGGACUUCCUGACACAGGAGAUCAACAGGCUGAGCGAGGAGGGAGGGAGGGAGUCAGAAGUGGAGAGAGAGAGGGACAGAGACUUGUUUCAGGCAACAGAAGAAGAAGUGACAGACUCAGAAAGCAGCAGCUGUGAGAAGAGAAAGUUUCCGGGAGUCGUGUGAGACAUGGAGCAUCCCUGGGUGUGAGUUGGGGAGCCAGGGGGAGUCACACGGAGGGAAGGAUCUCCGGCAAUGAGCCUCGGCAAGAAACGAAGUGGCUUCCAGAUCACCAGUGUGACUAGUGACUACCAGCCGACCUCUCCAGUCUCACCAGUAGCCAAUGAAGGCUCUCCCUCCCCCACACCCACAAAUGGACUCCGCUCACCCCCCACCUCUCGCUUUCGGGUGGUGCGACUGGACCAGGCACCCUUAGGUGGGGGGCGUCGGUACAAGAGAGGGCGCUGGAGCUGUGUGGAGUUUUAUCACCCAGAGGUGGGCUCUACAAUCAGGGUUGGGGCAGGACACUCUCUGGAUUCGGGGCUCCCACGCGCCUCUCCUCUCCGGUCCCCAUUACUUCUCUCCCCAGGAGCUGGAGGGAAGGCACCAAGGUCACAAGGGGCCCCAGUGCUGGUUGAAGGAACAAGCUCAGAUAUAAGAAUUGAGCUUUCUGCCCCAAUACAGAGCCCAUUGGAGGCCCCAGUUGCUGCUUCUCACCCUGAAACUUCUCCAGCCCAACGGGACGACUUUACUGAGCGUCUGAUAUUGGCGAGAUCUGUGUUCUGUGUGGGAGGGGACAAUGACAGUAUUUCCAGCAACAGUUUGGUAGCAAUUGACAACAAAAUUGAGCAGGCCAUGGACUUGGUAAAGACUCACCUCCUAUUUGCUGUCCGUGAAGUGGUUGAGAUCCUUAGAGAACAGAUAAAAGAUCUCACAGAGAGGAACGGUCAGUUGGAGCAUGAGAACAGUCUUUUGCGGUCUCUUUCAACACCUCAGCAGCUCUCUGAGUUGCAGUCUCGCCUUCAGACAUCCAAAAAGGGGGCUGACCAUAAAUAACAGUUCCAUAAUGACUACCAACCCAUUCUGACACUAGAGAGAUGGUGAGAGGGUCACAGGUGGGUGCACAACAGAAUGUGGAUAAAAGGAGAGACUCAUCGCUGACAUCUCAGAACCCCUCUCUCAGACACUACCAAGCAAAAGAUCUAACAGAAUGGAAUAUUUAGGAUUCCGAGGCUGAGAAUUCCAUGGUGACCAAGGAUUCAGGGGCUGAGGACUCCAUGGUGGCCAAGGAUUCAGAAGCUGAGAACUCCAUGGUGGCCAAGGAUUCAGAGGCUGAGGACUCCAUGGUGGUCAAGGAUUCAGAGGCUGAGGACUCCAUGGUGGUCAAGGAUUCAGAAGCUGAGGACUCCAUGGUGGCCAAGGAUUCAGAGGCUGAGGACUCCAUGGUGGUCAAGGAUUCAGAGGCUGAGGACUCCAUGGUGGUCAAGGAUUCUGAGGCUGAGGACUCCAUGAUGGCCAAGGAUUCAGAAGCUGAGGACUCCAUGGUGGCCAAGGAUUCAGAGGCUGAGGACUCCAUGGUGGUCAAGGAUUCAGAGGCUGAGGACUCCAUGGUGGUCAAGGAUUCAGAAGCUGAGGACUCCAUGGUGGAAGAUGCUAAAUGGGUUCUCUUGAGUGUUUCCAUUCAGAGAGAUUCAUGAAAGAAGAUUCUACGGUCAAAACUCAUGGUUCUGGAUUUUAUAGUUGAGGAUCCUGCCAAUCUGAGGUCUCUAUGGUUGAAGAGAAAAACCAGACAGUUGGAGAAUCCAUCUGUGAAGAUAACUGGGAAGUCUAUGGAGUUCACAACUGACCAUGAAUGGUACCUGUGCAAGUUCUUCAGCUAAAUCCAUCAUACUUUGUUCCAUUGCCUGA